This is a messenger RNA of Tyto alba (common barn owl), 2379 nucleotides long. Its product is annotated as guanylyl cyclase-activating protein 1. Gene Ontology annotation, cellular component: photoreceptor inner segment; cone photoreceptor outer segment. The coding region runs from base 241 to 840 and encodes 199 amino acids. Gene Ontology annotation, molecular function: calcium sensitive guanylate cyclase activator activity; calcium ion binding. NCBI's taxonomy places the organism in Eukaryota, Metazoa, Chordata, Aves, Strigiformes, Tytonidae. Gene Ontology annotation, biological process: visual perception; positive regulation of guanylate cyclase activity. The transcript is spliced from 4 exons. The record is from RefSeq and is a predicted model, not a curated record.
UCAUCCAAAGAGGGUUUUGCGCUUUUGAGUCUUCCCGGGAGAGGCAUCUUUUGCGUCCACCACCACCAACACUGAAUCGGUACAGCCCGCGCACGAGGCAGUUUGUUUUUUUCCCGAUCCUGUGAACCCUGCAGUUCUGGGGACAUCUGGACUUUAAAGGCAAGAAGCAGAAUUUAAAAGACCUCAAUUUUCAGAAAACAUCUGGUUUUGGCUGCAAAUUGACCAGCACUUGGUGUGGAGAUGGGGAACAUGGACGGAAAAGCCGUGGAGGAGCUGAGCGCUACCGAGUGCCACCAGUGGUACAAGAAGUUCAUGACGGAGUGUCCUUCUGGCCAGCUCACCCUGUACGAGUUCAAACAGUUUUUUGGCUUGAAAAACCUGAGUCCAGCAGCGAACAAAUAUGUUGAGCAAAUGUUUGAGACGUUUGACUUUAAUAAGGAUGGCUACAUAGAUUUUAUGGAGUAUGUGGCAGCUCUGAGCCUGGUCCUGAAAGGGAAGGUGGAUCAGAAGCUGCGAUGGUAUUUCAAGCUCUACGAUGUGGACGGGAACGGCUGCAUUGACCGGGGAGAAUUGCUGAACAUCAUCAAAGCUAUUCGAGCUAUCAACCGGUGCAACGAAGCAAUGACGGCUGAGGAAUUCACAAACAUGGUGUUUGACAAAAUUGAUACAAACGGAGACGGUGAGCUCUCCCUGGAAGAGUUCAUGGAAGGCGUGCAAAAGGAUGAAAUGCUGCUCAAGAUCCUCACCCGCAGCCUGGACCUGACGCACAUCGUCCAGCUGAUCCAGAACGACGGGAAGAACCCGCGCGAGCCCGAGCAGGCGGCGGGGGCUGCCCAGUAGGCUCCCGGGACGCCUCCCCUUCAUCUCUACUUCUUUCCCCUCGCGUUAUUAAGACAAAUCGGGUUGUGGCGGUGGGAGCUGGUGAGCAGUCCCAGCGCCAGUGCCACCAGCGAUCAACUAUCCCUCCAGCACAGGGACUGGGAUCUGCUCCGAAGGCGCCGCUCCCCCGGCAGAUGGUUUGGGGGAGCCACCCCGGCCGGCAAUGGGAAGGGCUCGGGCAGAGAGGGGGUGCUGGGCGAAGAGGGGGUGCUGGGGUGGAGAGAGGGUGCUGGGGCAGCAGCUCGUUGUGCUGGAAGCACUCAGCCACCCCCGGGACCGCCGGCGGGGCCACGGGGCUCUUCGCUGUGCGGGGGCCUUGGAGAAUGCUGCGGAGCAGAGAGGGGGUAGGGAGAGGGUCUCGCCUCCCCGGGAAGGGGGAGCGGCACCACGCGCUGCGCUUCGGGAACGCACCGAGGGAGCCUCCAAAUUCGCACCCAGGCAGCGGCCAACACCAGCGGCUGCGGCGGGGGGCGAACCCCAGGGCUGCCCGGCACUUGGCCCCGGCGAGGGGGGUCCCCAAAGCACAGACGUGCAGCACCUAGUUCAGAUGCUGAACCUUCUCUUUCCAUAUAUAUUUCCAGCGCACAAGAUCAGCAGUUUUGGUUAUUCGUUCUUUGAUUUGUUAGUAUGCUGUUAGCAGUCAUUAGUAAUAAGGUAAGAUAAAAAUAUCUAUGAGCUAGAAAAAGCGGAGUGGUGAAUGCAGUGGAUUUUCUUUGUUUAAAAGCAUUAAAAACAUAGAAUGGUGCCUUUUUAGUGACUAUCUGAACUGUUAGGGGCAUGUUUCUCCUUGAAAUAUCUGGAAGGGCUGCAAUGGCAGUAACCUGAGAGGGAAGAGUUUUACGUGUUUGUAGGAAUAUUCCGGCAUGUCUUAACACCUGUGCAACAAACUUAAACUCUCCUGCAAGUUAUGCUGCGUGGCACCCUUGAGCAUCGGGUGGUUUUAACAGGAACGGCAGCGAAUCGCCUGCGUGCCGCUCGGAGGGGUGUGCUGCUGGAGACGGGGCAGACGCAGCGCCCACGCCGCGAGCAUCCGGGUAUUCCUGAGCAGGCAGCGGGUGCCAGCACCUCCACGGUACAGGGGGCUCGAGUACCCUCCCCCGUGCAGUAAAACCCAGCCGCCCCUUAUUAGAGCAUCCCGGGCACAGCACCCUCGUCUGCGGGCGCUAAUUACCAGCGCAGGAGCAGGGGCUGUGCCCAGCUCCCAGCACACGCACUGGGGAGGCUGCGGGAGCAGCGGCCUCGCCCCCGCACCGCGCCGGGCUGCUCCGGAGAAGGAGUUUCCUCAUCCGAUGGGAGCGAGUUUCAGGCGUGGUGAGGCAAUACAGGACACCAGGAAGGAUUUCUUGCCUAGCUGAAAGACUUGUUAUUUAGCACUGGAUGCUUGCAACUCAUAAGCAACUCUCUGACCAAUCUUCCUGUGCGUUUUUUUCAUCUGUCAGUGUUUUAACUGGAAGCUUUUGUACUUCCAAUCUUACAGUGAACUAAUAAAGAUAUUUUACA